AUGGCCUCGAACAUUUACCCUCACGGAGAACUAGAGUUGAACAUUUUAUUUCCUGAAAAUGAGAGUGAAAAUGAUGAAAUCACCUUGACACAGGAGGCCGACGGAUGCCGGAGGAAAGGCAGCGGCGGAGCGAUGCCGCGUUGCGGUAUCGUCGCCCGCGAGACGGACAGCUGGCGGCCGAAUCCCGCCGCGCUCAUCGCCGCUUCGCGAACAUUUAUUUCUUUCUGA
Messenger RNA from Caenorhabditis auriculariae, 228 nucleotides. NCBI's taxonomy places the organism in Eukaryota, Metazoa, Nematoda, Chromadorea, Rhabditida, Rhabditidae. The record is from the annotation of a GenBank genome assembly.